AUGGCGGCCCCCGCUCUGCAGAUGCUGCCGCUGCUGCUGCUGAGCCUGACAGUCCCGCCGGCCAGCCCGGCGGCGCUGGUCAACAAGCAGCGACAGAGCCCCGCCGAUACCCAGAGCACGUCCGAGGCAGACGCGCGCAUCAUCAACUACCAGGGCGAGAGCUACCAGGACGGAUACCACUUCCAGUUCGAGACCACCAACGGCAUCAAGCGCGAGGAGGUGGGCAAGAUCUAUAGCGGCCCCAACAACGAGACAGGCGUGCUGGCAACCGAGGGCCGCGUGCACUGGACCGCCCCGGACGGCAUGCGCAUCGAGAUGCACUGGCACGCCGACGAGAACGGCUUCCAGCCCAGGGGCGUACACAUGAGGUCCAACCACUGGCAUCCCGUACCCGAGCUGCCCCCCGUCGACGAAGACUACAAGCUGCUGCGAGCUCUCCGCGAUGACACGUUGGACCUGCUCCGGCACUCGGAACCGGAGGACCCAGAGGUCAAGCGCCUGAAGAAGCUGCUCGGGCCGCAGAAGACGAAGGCAGAGAGGCUGCGGCUGAGCCGACAGAGACUGAUCGAGCGCGUGAGGAAGCUGGCUCCGGGGACGUUUGAGCAGGAGAAGACGGCCGAGAGGGCGUCUUUUGAAGCUGACCCUAACGCCGUCAAUCUGAGAGAAACCAAUGCAGCCGCAGAACCCAGUAAGGUAGACCUGGAAAAGAAGCAGGAAGAUCAAAACAAAGACGGAGCGGGGAGACCUGAAACGGCAGAAUCGCCAGGCGUAUCAGAAAGUCCCGAGCAGCGAAAGGCGACCGGAGACUCUGAGACCAAACGCUUGGAGAGCUCGGGGGAGCCGAAGAAGACCACAAAGGAGCAGAAUGAGCGGCGGAGGAUGGUGAAGCGAGUGAAGAUUAUUUCGAACACGUCUGAGGAGGAACAGUCUGGAGGUGUCGAUUCGCUAGACACAUCGGGAAUUCCUAAACCGCCGAAAACGACCACAGAGGAGCGGAAUGGGCGAAUGAGGAUGGUGAAGCGAGUGAAAAUUAUUUCAAACACGUCUGAGGAGGAACAGCCUGGAGGUGUCAAUUCGCUAGGCGCAUCGGGAAUUUCCAAACCGCCGAAAACGACCGCAGCCCCAGAUGUCACGCCCUUGAAGAGCUCAGGAAGGCCGAAAGAGACAAAAGGGGGAAAGGAGGGUGGACGGAUGAGGAUGGUGAAGCGAGUGAAGAUUAUUUCGAACACGUCUGAGGAGGAACAGUCUGGAGGUGUCAGUUUGCUACGCACAUUAGGAGUUCUCAAACCGCCGAAAACGACCACAGAAGAGCAGAAUGGACGAAUGAGGAUGGUGAAGCGAGUUAAGAUUAUUUCGAACACGUCUGAGGAGGAACAGCCUGGAGGUGCCGGUUCGCUAGACACAUCGGGAAUUCCAAAACCGCCGAAAACGACCACAGAGGAGCAGAAUGGGCGAAUGAGGAUGGUGAAGCGAGUAAAGAUUAUUUCAAACACGCCUGAGGAGGAACAGCCUGGAGGUGCCGGUUCGCUAGACACAUCGGGAAUUCCAAAACCGUCAAAAACGACCACAGAGGAGCAGAAUGGGCGAACGAGGAUGGUGAAGCGAGUGAAGAUUAUUUCAAACACGUCUGAGGAGGAACAACCUGAGGGUGCCGGUUCGCUAGACACAUCGGGAAUUCCAAAACCGUCAAAAACGACCACAGAGGAGCAGAAUGGGCGAAUGAGGAUGGUGAAGCGAGUGAAGAUUAUUUCAAACACGUCUGAGGAGGAACAACCUGAAGGUGCCGGUUCGCUAGACACAUCGGGAAUUCCAAAACCGUCAAAAACGACCGCCGACCCAAAGGUCACACCCUUGGGGAGCUCGGGGAGGCCGAAAGGGACAAAGGAGGGAAAGGAGGGUGGACGGAUGAGGAUGGUGAAGCGAGUGAAGGUUAUUCAGAACGCAUCUGAGCAGGUGAAGACGGCCGAGGGUUUGUCUUCUGAAGCCGACUCAAACCCCGGCAAGCUACGAGAAGCGACUGGAGCAGAGGAGGUCGGUAAGGUGGGCCUGAGAGCGAAACAGGAAGACCAGACCAGUGACGGGCUGGAGCAGCCUGAGGCUCCUACUUCACCGGACAUAUCGGGAAGUCCUAAACAGCCGAAAGCAGCCAGUGCGGACAUCGACGCCAAGCAGUUACGUCUAGGACUGAUUCCUUUCACCAUCAUCGAAGGAAACAAGUUAAGGCGGACCAUCAGGGUACGUCGGAAGAUCAUGACAUUGUAAAGCGAAGACCGGGCGGGACGCUGGGAACGCGGCGCUGUGAGUGCUGCGCGUACGUAACAGUGAGAUAGUGGUACCUAACAGUGAGAUAUUUGCUGUCCGGGAAAGGGCAAAGAGAAGCAGGCGAGGGUGAUGGCAAUGCCAGCUCUCAUUCCAUGACGAUUUGCGAAUGGAAAAUCAUUCAGCCGAUAAGCACAAGACCUGUAUGCAGUGCAGAAAGCGGCGCGAUGCACCGAAAUAGACCGGUGCGCACGUGCUGUGCAGACCACAUUUGUAGCAAUUGACAUUGGUUUUCCAAAAGGUCCUUUUACCGCGAGUAAAAUCAGUCAGCGUUACAAUAUUAGUGUGAAUUCCGUGUCCAGGCGCGCGCUGAGGAACCGCAAGCAUGCAGUUUCAGCGGCUUAUUCUGAACGCCAAAUGCUCUCAUGGUGUGAGCAAUGCCUUGCGUGUAAUUCAUAGAAAGCCGGUAACUGCAGUGCAGCUAUGAAUGUGCUCGUGACACGUAAGCCGCGCUUACAUUCACCGGGUUGGCAGCGUGGCUGGCGAGUGGUAAAGUGAGCAGGAGACUGGGAGGAGCGUGUGUAGCCAUGACUUGUGGUUAUGACUCCAUCAGUGGUAGACCAAUACAUGCAUCAUUAGCUGACCCGCAACAAACACGUUACGUUCAGGUCCUAGUUCAACGGGCCUUUUAUAAGCAUAAUGAUCAAAAUGCAUGAUUCGCAUACUGUUCGGUGGGCCGUCGGUACUUCAGCAUAAUCCUUUAGUUACCACCAAAAUACAUUCGCUGUUUUCAAAACCCGACAACAUGCAACCCGACAGUCCGGCCGCAAUACCAAAACUACAGUACACCAAGUAUCACGAUUCGUGAGAACCACGCCCGUCGUCCCUAAUGUGAAGCGAGAGGCGACACACAAAAUACGUCGCUUCAACCGGAC
Molecule: messenger RNA, 3194 nt
Organism: Pollicipes pollicipes
Lineage: Eukaryota; Metazoa; Arthropoda; Thecostraca; Pollicipedomorpha; Pollicipedidae
Exons: 5
Coding region: 1-2262 (753 amino acids)
Cellular component (GO): chitin-based extracellular matrix
Molecular function (GO): structural constituent of chitin-based larval cuticle
Source: RefSeq, a predicted model, not a curated record